CGACUGCCCACGACUGAAACGCCGUUUGAUGCCGCACUGCUCCCCAGGUCCCCGGGCGAACUGUCACAACAACUCAACAACACCAGCGGAUAGAAGCUUUUUACAAAGAACCGUGCGAUACGGCAUUUCACAAUGAAUACCUUGACUGUGAGCGACGCUUCCGCCCCAUCUCGUGAUACUGCCAAGAAUAUGGAACAGCCGGGGACCAAAGUCAUGAAGAAGUUGUGGAUAGACACCAAGUCUUUGGACGUGCCAAAUGUUCUGAAUCCCGACGACUCCUUGAUGAAAAAAUUCCAAAGUGCUCUGCGAGAGCAUCUUACUCGCGUCGACAAUAAGUUAAACAGCGAAAUAUUAGAACUAGAGGAUAAUAUAAGAGCGAUGGAGAAAGAACGCGAAGCAGAAUGUUUACAAAUGUAUUACGCCCAACAGGAAAUAGCGCAGCAGCAAACGACAAUUGAAAAGUAUCAAAACAUGAUAGCAAAUGUGAUUUUAUUGCGCGAGCAGAAAGAUACGUGUAUAAAGAAUGCGAAAGAUGUUCAUAAAACUACCCAUGCCAAAUUGUUCGAGGAGAAAAAGAAAGAGGAGAAUCUCGUGCGCGAAUUGGAGCAGCUUACCGCUUUGCAAGCGCAAUUCUCGGAAUGGCAAACGGAGCUCGAAAAUAGUUUGGCCAUUUCCAAACAGGUGUCAAAGAAAGAUAAGGCAAUUCAGCGAGAUUUGAUCGCACAGAAACAGCAGAAAGACUGCAUAAUAUAUAAACUCAUGGAGGAAGUGUGGAGAAUUAAAACCGAGAUAGCCAAUUUGGACACGCAAUUGCAGUUGAAAAAUAAAGAAAAAAUUGAGGUCAAUCAGAUGAUCGCCGAUGUUAAUGCUGAUCUAGAAGCGUUGCAUAAGCAGCACAUGAAUUUGUGCAACGCCUGGAAUUCUGUUGUACUGAAUAUCGCUAAGCGGAAUAAAGUCUAUGAGCAACUAAACACAGAGCGUGAGAAAAUAUGUGAAUCUUUUAAUACAUUACAUACGGAAAUAGAGAAAUUAAAGAAAGAAACUUAUAAGGAAACAGAGAACAAUGAGAAUUUGACCUUGUUGCAUACACGAAUAGAAGAAAAUAUACAGAUUAAUACAAAAUUGAUGGAAAUGGGAAAUGAUAAACUCAAUAAUUUGGAAUCUGAAUUAGUAAAAAUAGCAAAGUUUAGUGAACAGGAGCAACACGAAUUCGAUUUAACUAAUAAUGAAUGGCAAUAUUUGUUACACGAAGAGGAAGAAACUGAUAAAGAAUUUACAAAAUUUCUAAAUAAGCAAAACGAGUUGGAAAAUACAAUAUAUAGCAAACUGGAAGAAAAAGUUGCGCAUAAUAAAGCGGCGCGGUAUUUGAAUAAAUUAUUAUUAGAUUCCAAAGAGACAAUGCAAGAACAAGAAUUGUUAUUGGUAGAAACAGAAAAUUCAUAUGGCAAAAAGUUAUUGGAAUUAGAACAACUUAAUUCAUAUAAAUCUCAUGAGAAGGUAGAAUUAGAAGAGCUCUUGCAAAGUAAUAAUAAAAAGGGAAAAGAGAUAGAUGAGAUUCAGAAAGAAAUCAAGAAGCAUGACAUAGCAAUUGAGAGGAAACAAAUGAAAGUUAUUUGCUUGAAUAAAACCAUUGAGGAGAUAUUAUCGCAUAGGGAAAAUGGAGAAGUUAAUCCUUUUAAUACGAAGAUAAAAACCUUGGAAAAAAAUAUAGAAGAAGUUCAGCAAAGUAAUCAAAAAGCACAGCAAUUGUGGAUUCGCCAAGAAGGAUAUAUGAUUACAUUGAGCCAACAGAGAGAUUUACAAUUGCAAGAACUUAAUCUUCUUAAUAAAGAAAUUAUGAUUAUGGAGCAGAAAAAUUUGAAACUAGAGCAUGCUUUGGAAAUGCUUAAUAAGGAAGACUCGAAUAUGGAGAGAAUGUUAAAUCUUCUGCAACAAAGAAUGGUACAAAUGAAUACACAAUUAGUCAUACAAAAAGGACUGAAGGAGGAGCUAGAAGACAAAAAUUCUAUUACGAAAAACGAGGGAAUACAGUCUCUUGAGGAUGCAGAAUUAAAUCUUAUAAAGCUGCAAAGUGAUUUAAAACAGUUGUAUGAAGAAAAAGCACUUUUGAAGGAAAAUUUAGAUGCAGUGCAACAAGAAAGUUUAUCAUGGGAGAAAAAAGUGCAGUUAAUGCAAGAAACAGUGAAAAGAUUGAGAGAUGAACGUAGUAGCGGUGGUGACAUUACAGCGAUGAAAAGUGAAAUACAUAAAAUGGAAAUGCGCCUGUCACAUUUGCGUAGGGCGCAAGAAAAAUUGAUUCAUGAUAUGGAGUUUUGUGUUGCGCGAAGAGAUAUUAUAUUAGACAAAGUUAUGAGUAAAUUUAAGAAAGAUCCUAAAGGACAACACAAUCAGAAAGUUAUAUUCCGUAAACGUCUUGCCGAUCAAAAGUUAAAGAUAAAACAAGUGGUGAAGGAUACGAAGAAAACUGAAAAUAGAAUAAUGGAGUUGGAAAAUCAAAUAAAGGAUACAGUAGGCAAAUGUAACGAAUCGCAAACAGCAUUGAAAAUGAUAGUAGAUGAUAUUCCAAAUGUAGAUCAAGGGAUUAUGCAAACAGAAGCUAUUAAGUACCACAAUUUGCAGGCAUUAGUUUUUAAACAACGAAAAGCUAAAAUGCUACAAGACAUUAAAAGUGGCCGAUACAAGAUGCUUUUCAAAAGUGAAGCUGUACUAAGUGAAGAAUUCCAAAAUGAACAGAUUCUUCGUGAUUAUUUGAAACAUGUAAUGGAACGGACGAGUCAAGACUUUCCUUUAUUGAAAAAUAAUAUUCAAAAAAUACUUUUGACAUUAGAAAUACUAUAAAAUCGCAAUAAUUG
Temnothorax curvispinosus is the source of this 2852-nucleotide messenger RNA. RefSeq names its product coiled-coil domain-containing protein 40 (gene l(2)41Ab). The record is from RefSeq and is a predicted model, not a curated record. Lineage: Eukaryota; Metazoa; Arthropoda; Insecta; Hymenoptera; Formicidae. Bases 133 to 2838 code for a protein of 901 amino acids. The transcript is spliced from 9 exons. Gene Ontology annotation, cellular component: cytoplasm. Gene Ontology annotation, biological process: axoneme assembly.